Molecule: messenger RNA, 966 nt
Organism: Fukomys damarensis (Damara mole-rat)
Lineage: Eukaryota; Metazoa; Chordata; Mammalia; Rodentia; Bathyergidae
Product: olfactory receptor 52D1
Exons: 1
Coding region: 10-966 (318 amino acids)
Biological process (GO): G protein-coupled receptor signaling pathway
Cellular component (GO): membrane
Molecular function (GO): G protein-coupled receptor activity; olfactory receptor activity
Source: RefSeq, a predicted model, not a curated record
CCAAGAAGGAUGUCAGCAUUCAACAUCAGUGACGACGGCCUCCCAGCCACUCUCUUUCUGACCGGGAUCCCGGGUCUGGAGUCCUUCCGUAUAUGGAUUGCCAUCCCAUUUUGUACUAUGUACCUGGUCACCCUUGUUGGCAAUGCUGCCCUCAUUCUUGUCAUUGGGACAGACGGUGCUCUCCAUGCACCUAUGUAUCUCUUCCUUUGUCUUCUCUCACUCACUGAUCUGGCCCUCAGCUCUACAACUGUACCCAAAAUGCUCUCCAUCUUAUGGUUCCGUGCUGGUGAGAUUUCCUUUGGUGGAUGCCUAGCCCAGAUGUUUUUUGUCCAUUCUAUCUAUGCUCUGGAAUCUUCCGUUCUUCUUGCCAUGGCCUUUGACAGAUAUGUGGCUAUCUGCAACCCACUGAGGUAUACGACCAUUCUCAAUCACACCGUCAUAGGCCAAAUUGUCUUUAUUGGGAUAUUCCGUAGUGUGGUUAUUGUCUCCCCCUUCAUCUUCUUGCUGAGGAGAUUGCCCUACUGUGGUCACCGUGUCAUGGCGCACACAUACUGUGAACACAUGGGCAUUGCCCGACUGGCCUGUGCCAACAUUACUGUCAAUGUCAUCUAUGGGCUAACUGUGGCUCUGCUGGCCAUGGGUCUGGAUUCCAUCCUCAUUGCCAUCUCCUAUGGCUUUAUACUCGGUGCUGUUUUUCAUCUUCCAUCUCGUGAUGCCCAGCACAAGGCUCUCAGUACUUGUGGCUCCCACCUUGGUGUCAUCCUGGUUUUUUAUAUCCCUGCCUUCUUCUCUUUUCUCACCCAUCGCUUUGGUCACAACCGAGUUCCCAAACAUGUGCACAUCUUUCUGGCCAAUCUCUACGUGCUGGUGCCUCCUGUGCUCAACCCUGUCAUCUAUGGGGCAAGAACCAAGGACAUUAGGAGUCGACUUCUAAGACUACUUCAUCUGGGGAAGGUCUCACUGUGA